Messenger RNA from Indicator indicator, 1276 nucleotides. It is a transcript of the gene PCNA, whose product is annotated as proliferating cell nuclear antigen. Lineage: Eukaryota; Metazoa; Chordata; Aves; Piciformes; Indicatoridae. The transcript has 6 exons. Gene Ontology annotation, molecular function: DNA binding; DNA polymerase processivity factor activity. Gene Ontology annotation, biological process: translesion synthesis; mismatch repair; regulation of DNA replication. The record is from RefSeq and is a predicted model, not a curated record. Bases 41 to 829 code for a protein of 262 amino acids. Gene Ontology annotation, cellular component: PCNA complex.
UUCCGGGGGUUUCUGUGUGUGGCUCGGUGCUGCUGCCAGGAUGUUCGAGGCGCGGCUGGUGCAGGGCUCAGUGCUCAAGCGGGUGCUAGAGGCGCUUAAGGACCUCAUCACCGAGGCCUGCUGGGACCUCGGCUCGGGUGGCAUUAGCCUGCAGAGCAUGGACUCCUCGCACGUCUCUCUUGUGCAGCUCACCCUGCGCUCCGAGGGCUUCGACACCUACCGCUGCGACCGCAACAUUGCCAUGGGCGUCAACCUCUCCAGCAUGUCCAAAAUCCUGAAAUGUGCUGGAAACGAGGACAUCAUAACGCUGCGAGCAGAAGACAAUGCAGAUACGUUGGCUCUAGUGUUUGAAGCACCAAAUCAGGAGAAGGUUUCUGAUUAUGAGAUGAAGCUGAUGGAUCUUGAUGUGGAGCAGCUUGGAAUUCCAGAGCAGGAGUACAGCUGUGUGGUGAAGAUGCCCUCGGCGGAGUUCGCUCGCAUCUGCCGCGACCUCAGCCACAUCGGGGACGCCGUCGUCAUCUCCUGUGCCAAGGAUGGGGUCAAGUUCUCAGCCAACGGGGAGCUGGGCAAUGGCAACAUCAAGCUGUCACAGACCAGCAACGUGGACAAAGAGGAGGAAGCUGUCACAAUAGAGAUGAAUGAGCCAGUCCAGCUGACCUUUGCUCUGAGGUACUUGAACUUCUUCACCAAAGCCACCCCCCUGUCACCCACAGUAACACUCAGCAUGUCUGCAGAUGUCCCUCUUGUGGUGGAGUACAAGAUUGCUGACAUGGGACACUUAAAGUACUACCUGGCUCCAAAGAUUGAAGACCAACAAGAAGGCUCUUAACUGGAGGAGGACUGAGGGGGAGAUCUGGUCAGCUCCUGUUGGAGAAGGAAGUGGUGGUAGCAAGUCCAGUGCCUUGCAGCAGCAUCCUCCCAGCACUGCUAGGCCUGCUCUGUAGAUAGCUUUGUAAAUACUUUUGCCACUCACUCUUUCCCUGUACUGGUGCCACUGGAAGUAGGAAAUUCUGUUGUGUUUUGGGGUUGUAUUUUCUUUUUUGUAGUUCUCUCUUAGAUGCUGUCUGGUGGUGGACUAUCUUAGUUCCUCUCACCCUGUCUUAGAGAAGGGAAUGCAAUAUUCACCUCGAGGGGAGGUUCACCUGUAGCUAUCUAGGGGCUGCUGUUCAAUUCUGCUGCCAGUUUGUAUCACCUGACUCCAUCUCUUUGUUCCUGAGGCUGAUAAUUCUGACUGAGACUUGGAAAGUGGAAAAAAAAAUACAAUUUGGGUUUUAUU